Messenger RNA from Lottia gigantea (owl limpet), 843 nucleotides. RefSeq lists its product as hypothetical. The coding region runs from base 1 to 843 and encodes 280 amino acids. Lineage: Eukaryota; Metazoa; Mollusca; Gastropoda; Lottiidae. The transcript has a single exon. Gene Ontology annotation, cellular component: membrane. The record is from RefSeq and is a predicted model, not a curated record.
AUGUCCGACGAGAACAGAGAUGAUAAUUUUUCUGACAUCAACGCCUUCAAUAAACCAGAAUUACGUUCUUCUUAUACGACCUUAACAUAUAUCAACGAAGAUGAUGAUGACACUGUAUCACCUGACUAUGUAGGUACUGAGUUUAAUGACGAUGAAUCCUCCACUGAUUUUGACAAUCCAAAUUCAAAACCAAGUUCAACGGAAAAAUUAAGAUUCACAAACAAUAAUAGUGAUUUCCUUCAUGAUGUUUCACCAACAGACAACAACAAUAGUGAAACAAAAGAUCACAAGGAUGGGAAUGAUGCAGCUCAUUCUGAUGGACUAAAGGAAAAUAACAACAUAAGUGAACCAAAUAAACAUAAUGGAUCUACAGUGAACAAAAAUUUAAGUGAGCCAAGUGUUCAAAUUCAAAAUGGCCACAAUUCUUCAACUGGUGUUAGUGAUACAAACUCUUGUCCAACAGCCAUUUUUUCUACUAAUAACCUUGAAAUGGAUUCUACUCCGAGAAUAACUCAGACUAGGUUUGAUGCAUCACAAACACCUUUGACAAAAAGACGCAUCCUAAUACUAAAAUGUUUGGCCGUGGCUGUAGCCAUUUUCUUUUUUCCAGCUGGAAUACCAGCAGUCUAUUAUGCAUUUAAGAUAGACAAAGCUUUUCAAGCAGGAAUUAUGCAAGGGAAUAUAGAUUUAGCUUUAAAAUAUGCCAAAAGGACAGAGAAAUUAGUUAUCUUAUCAUUGGUAUUAGGAGUUCUAUUUAUUGUGAUGUGUUUUGCUAUUAUUGAAAGAGCGGUGUAUGGUAAUGAAUAUUAUUGGCAUCAUGGAACUGUAGCUGGUCGUGGAUAA